UGAAAAGAAGCAGCCGCCCAUGUGACUUCUGACGUUUCAGCCGAGUCCUGCUAAAAAGAAUUCGAGGGAAUGAUCCUGCUGCUCACCAAGGGGAUCCACGGUGGCUUCCUGACGUCCGCUUUGAGGAAGUCCGAAAGUUAGUCCAUUUACCGACUGGCUUUUUUUUCUUUCUGUGUGUCUUGAAGACUGAGUCGUGAUGUCUGGCGAACAGGAGGUACAAGAGGCUAUGAACGCAUACACUGUAACCCUGAGCGGCCCUGCGCCCUGGGGCUUCAGGCUGCAGGGAGGGAAGGACUUCAGCAUGCCCCUCACCGUGUCAAGGCUGACCCCGGGUGGGAAGGCAGCCCAGGCUGGUGUUGGGGUUGGAGACUGGGUGGUGUCCAUCGAUGACUCUAAUGCAGAGGACAUGACCCACGUGGAGGCACAGAACAAGAUCAGAGCAGCAACAGACUCCCUCUCUCUCACCCUCAGCAAAGCUUUUAAAGCAGUUGGAGACCAGAAGGACUCACUCGCUGCCGCUUCUGUUCCAAAGUACUCGUUUGCCCCCAGCACAACCAUUAACAAGAUGGCGAGGCCGUUUACAGCAGGUGGCGGUAGUGCCAACUCAGGACCUGUUAUUAAACCUGUGGCCUACUCACCUAAACUUAACACUUCCCGCUCACAGGGUCCCGCCAGUAUGCAGCAGCCUCAGAAUGGCCUUGAGCCAACUCCCUCACCUGCCAAGGCCCAGGCAGCACAUAAACCAGAUGGAUCAAAUACGGCAGUGGCAGCUGUGGGCCGCUCUGGUCCGUCAAAUCGACCACCCUGGGUCACUGACCCAGGUUUCGCCGACCGCUUUCGCCCAGACAAGACCAGCACUGUGCUGACCCAGCACCAGCAGCCGGUUCAGCCGACGCCCAUGCAGAACCGCAGCUCGAUCCUGCAGGCGGCGCAGCAGGGUCCGGAAGACAGCGGGAGGACCCCGCUGUGUGGUGCCUGCAACAAAAUCAUAAGGGGUCGGUACCUGGUGGCCCUGGGACGUUCUUGGCACCCAGAGGAGUUUACGUGUUCACAGUGUAAGGCGGUCCUGGAUGAGGGGGGCUUCUUUGAGGAGAGAGGGUCUGUCUACUGCACCAAGUGCCAUGAUAACCGAUACGCUCCUAACUGUGCCAAGUGCAAAAAGAAGAUCACAGGGGAAAUCAUGCAUGCCCUGAAGAUGACCUACCAUGUUCAGUGUUUCAAGUGUGCAGCCUGCAAGACGGCCAUCAGGAACCAAGCCUUCUACAUGGAGGAGGGCGAACCCUACUGUGAGAAAGACUAUGAGAAGAUGUUCGGCACCAAAUGCCACGGCUGUGACUUUAAGAUUGAUGCGGGCGAUCGGUUUCUGGAGGCCUUGGGCUACAGCUGGCACGAUACGUGCUUCGUCUGUGCGCUCUGCCAGAUCAACCUGGAGGGGAAGACGUUCUACUCCAAGAAGGAUAAGCCCCUGUGCAAAGGCCAUGCCUUCGCUCCAGUGUGAGAGAGCGAGGUCCAUCUUCAGAGGAAGCAACACUCUCUCCCUCAUCUUUACCCUCAUCUGCUCUCAAACACUCUACAUCUCCUCUUUACCAAACACACACAUAGUUAGACUCAGUCUUUUUUUAUCCUGCAGACUUUGUUUUUAUAUUUGAGGCUUGAUGUUAGCUUCAUGUGCUGUUAGGACGGUUCAAAUGUAGCUGUCUGUAACACCAAAUGCUGUGUUUUAUAACUGGAAGUAGUCAAGGGAUUAAUCCAUGGCAUCACUAACUUUUGGACUUUUAAAACAUUUUUAGAUUGGAUUUUUCCACUGCAGCUCUCCCACAUUUAAUUGAAGUUGUUCACACAAGCUCUCUCUACUCUGCUAAUCUCGUCCUUGUUCAGUCUGAAAUAAGAUCAAGUCAGUUUCUUCCCAGCUGGAAGAGGUGUUUAGCCUCUAAUAAUUUCACACAUUGCAGUAAUGUAGUCCUGUGCUAAGUGCAGAGAAGAGGUGGCCCCAUUCAGGACCCCGUCCCACUCUCACUGCAUCGCCUAUUAACGUAAUGGUGGUCCAGUCAAGCAGAAAGGAGGGUGUCUCAUACCUGCCUCACUGGACCCCUGCCCCUCUUCACAGAAGCACUGACUGCCUCAUGUAUUACCCAUGCACUGCAGUUAACCAUCGCUCUGACUCAUGGAAUUCUCCUUAAUAGAUCUCAUUAGUAGUCUCACAUGUAACGGAGGAAGCUGUAAAAUGUUUCAUACAUAAAUCUUUUAAUCAAAGUUUUGAACUUCCCAUCAUGUAUUAGACAUUUUAAUGGAAAGAAAAAAAAGAACUAAUGUUGUCCUUCAUGUUACUUUGAUGUUGUGAUGGUUCCUUAGAUUACUUUCAUGCUGUUUUGAAUAUGUAUAUUUAUAUUGCUUCAGAAUGGGCCUGUGAGUGUUGUUGUUUUUUAUAGCUGCUGAAUGUUUCAAAUAAAAUAAUGUAGUAAUACCA
Molecule: messenger RNA, 2467 nt
Organism: Labrus mixtus (cuckoo wrasse)
Lineage: Eukaryota; Metazoa; Chordata; Actinopteri; Labriformes; Labridae
Gene: pdlim7
Product: PDZ and LIM domain 7
Exons: 11
Coding region: 197-1498 (433 amino acids)
Biological process (GO): muscle structure development; heart development; actin cytoskeleton organization
Cellular component (GO): filamentous actin; stress fiber; Z disc
Molecular function (GO): actin binding; muscle alpha-actinin binding
Source: RefSeq, a predicted model, not a curated record